Lytechinus pictus (painted urchin) is the source of this 5287-nucleotide messenger RNA. Its product is annotated as thioredoxin reductase 2, mitochondrial-like. Gene Ontology annotation, biological process: glutathione metabolic process; cell redox homeostasis; cellular response to oxidative stress. Bases 39 to 1625 code for a protein of 528 amino acids. Lineage: Eukaryota; Metazoa; Echinodermata; Echinoidea; Temnopleuroida; Toxopneustidae. The transcript is spliced from 17 exons. Gene Ontology annotation, molecular function: thioredoxin-disulfide reductase (NADPH) activity; flavin adenine dinucleotide binding; glutathione-disulfide reductase (NADPH) activity. The record is from RefSeq and is a predicted model, not a curated record. Gene Ontology annotation, cellular component: cytosol; mitochondrion.
UCCGAGUGAUUGCAUAAUAGGAAAGUUAGAUCUCAAUAAUGGCUGGAUUUCAAGCCGCAAAGAGUUGUGUCCUACUCAGUAGGAAUUCAUUGCUUAGAAGUAAAUGUCAUCAAAGAUUAAGAGUACUAAAAGUAAAACGAUGGCUAAGCUGCAGCUCUUAUUCAUUAGGUUCAUCUUAUGAUUACGAUCUAGCAGUUAUUGGUGGAGGAUCUGGUGGCUUAGCAUGUGCAAAAGAGGCUGCUGGUUUUGAUAAAAAGGUAAUUGUCCUAGACUAUGUAGACCCAUCACCUCAAGGAACAAAAUGGGGCCUUGGAGGAACUUGUGUAAAUGUUGGCUGCAUUCCAAAGAAAUUACUUCACCAUGCUUCACUUCUCAGAGAGUCUAUGCAUGAUGCUAAACAUUAUGGAUGGCAAGUUCCAGAUGAAGUUCAUUUAUCAUGGUCUACUUUAGUAGGUGGUAUACAAGGUCAUGUGAAGUCACUGAAUUGGGGUCACAGAGUUCAACUCAAAGACAAGAAUGUUGAAUAUGUGAAUGGAAAAGGUUCUUUUAUUGAUGAACACACGGUGAAGGUCAAGAUGAAAGAUGGAAAAGAGACCCAAUUAUCAGCUGCAAACAUAGUCCUUGCUACCGGAGGGAGACCCAAAUACCCAGAUAAGGUACCUGGUGCAAUGGAGUAUGGCAUUACUAGUGAUGACAUUUUUUCUCUUAAAACUCCCCCAGGAAGGAGCUUGGUGAUUGGUGGAAGCUAUGUUGCUUUAGAGUGUGCUGGUUUCCUCCAUGGUCUUGGCUUCCCUACGACAGUAAUGGUACGGUCCAUCUGCCUCCGGGGAUUUGAUCAGCAAAUGUCCAGGCUUGUAACUGACCAUAUGGAAGCUAGUGGAAUCCAGUUCCUAUGGCAACAGGUCCCAGAGAACGUAGCAAAAAAUCAAGAUGGCAGCUUGAAUGUCAAGUGGAGGUCAGGCCAAGGCCAGGAAGGUCAAGGAGAAUUUGACACUGUCAUGUUUGCUGUCGGUAGACAACCAGAGACUACCCAACUUGGCCUGGACAACACCAGGAUUCAACUCUCGGCAGGAGGAAAGGUCAUUGAGUCAGAAGAACAGUCUCCGGUCUCUCAUAUACAUGCUAUUGGAGAUAUUCUUGAGGGUGGAAUAGAGCUAACUCCAGUAGCUAUCAGAGCUGGAAAGCUUUUAGCACAAAGAUUGUUUGGCCAAGGCACUGAACGUAUGGACUAUGAACAGGUAGCCACUACAGUGUUCACUCCGUUAGAAUACAGCAGCGUGGGUCUCUCAGAAGAGUUGGCUAUAGAACGAUAUGGUGAAAAACAUAUAGAAGUUUAUCAUGCCUUUUAUAAACCACUUGAGUAUGCAGUAUCAAAUAGGUCAGCUGAACAGUGUUAUAUUAAGGCUGUUUGUCAAGCAGAAGGUAGUCAGAGAAUCAUUGGCCUCCACAUCACUGGACCUGGUGCAGGGGAGAUUAUGCAAGGGUUUGCAUUGGCUGUCAAAAUGGGAGCUUCAUACAAUCAGCUGUCUUCAACUGUUGGUAUUCAUCCCACCUGUGCUGAAGAAGUAGUCAAGCUUCACAUCACUAAGAGGUCUGGUCUUGACCCCACGGUCACAGGUUGCUGAGGUUAAAGGUCAUUUCCCUAUCACACGGCAUGUAGGCCAUAUGUGAGAGUCUAAUAAGACAGUUCAAAUAAUGAUGUUAAUAUGUAGGAAUGUGGCUUCUGUGAGCCACAACAAAAUAACCUCUGUAAAUCUCCCCCCCUGGAGAAAAAAAAAUGCUGUCAUUCUUAUUGUAUGCAAAGAGACAUUUUCAAUUUCAAAAGGCAUAUUUCUUUAUUGUUGAGAAGAACUCUCUUGUAUGGCCCAUGCUUGGGGAAAUGACAAGCAAAUUUUAUUCAAUAUGAUAUAUGUGAUAAUGCUGUUAUGAUGGAUCAUCCAAAAACCAUUCUUUGGUAGGCUGAUCUUGAUGUGUUGCAUUGUCAAAAUAUUUUUGUACUCUGUCUUGGCCGAUAUACAUGUGUAUACAAUAAUAUUGUUUGAAUAAUCUUAUAUAUUUUAUGUUAUGUAUAAUGUAGAGGGCACUGUUACAUGAAGCCUGUUGGCACUGAUUAAUUUCUGUUCUCUGACAUUUACUUUAGUAACAGUCAGAAACUAAUGUUUACAAUUAAAUCCAGGGAUUCUCUGAUUCAUUACUAUUCCUUCUUGAUACAGUGCUCUCAUGUUAUAAAUGUAAUAAAAUAAUUUUGAAAAGCCUGUUUUUAAGUGGAGUGAGGACAUUGUUUUUGAAAGAAUUUAAGGACCAUGACAAAAAUAUUGACUUGUCAUAUCUAGUAUUUAAUACUACGAAAUGUGUGAAGCAGAAAAAUUCAAUUCAAAACAAAGAAAAUCAUUUCAGAAAAGUCCCACGUACUUGUGUGAUAGAAUUGCUCAAAUGUCUUGAUUUUAUUCCUUGUACAUCCUCAAGUACUUGGACAGAGUCCUAGAUGUUGAAAUUCCUGUUUUCAUUGAGUUUUACUAAUUGUCAAGACUUGCUUAUAUUCAUAACUAUCAUGUAAGAAUAUUUGAUUUCUCCAAUCCCUCUGUUUAGAGAAGGGGAGGGAAGUGGGAUAUCAUAAUUCUGGUUUCAAUAUAUUAAUUGUAAAGUGCAUAGAGAGUUGAAGACCUAAACCAGAACUGAUAGUGAAAUUGACAAAUGGAUCUUUUAUGAGCUACAAAGCAAAACAUUGUUAACGUUUCUUGCAUACCAGUAUUCACUGCUUGCAAGCUGAGUAUUUUGAUUUAAGAAAAACUGUGGGUAGCAAAAUAAUAGUUACCCACAAGUCACACAUAAGGCUUGCAUGGAACGAUGUGACAGGGCCUUUUGUUCUUGCUUUUAUUUGGCCUAAAUUGCUAUGUCAGGAAACACUCUUACACAGAAUUUGAAUGCAGAUAUAGUUUGAAAGCUGCACCAAAUCACCUGAAAUUUUCAUAAAUUUCAUAACUUUAGUCAUACAGAAAAGUUUUUUUAUUUCUAUGAAUAAAUGUCACUUUUAUGAUGUGGAGGAUAUCAAAUGAACAAUCGUUUUACAGGAUAAAUUUUGCAAUUUUACAUGAAAAUUUCUUUUUGAUCAGGUUCUGGAUCAUAAUAAAAUAUCUGGUGUUUUUUUCAAUUUGAUAUUUUAUGAUAUAAAAUUUGUAGUUGCUAAGUGUCAAGUCCGUUAGUUUGUAAGAUAAUACCCAAAGAGCCAUUUUAAAUUGCCUAGAGAGGCCGCUUGAUAUGUUUGAUUUGGAUAUUUAAAUGUUGUGCAAAAACAGAGAAUUGGCGGUUGAAAUGUUAGAUGAUACACAUAUAUUAUGAUUCACAUUAUUGAUAAAAAAUUAUUUUUUAUUCAUCCAACAUUUUCCUUUGUCUGAGCCUUAUAUUGCUGCUUUUGUGCAUCUGUAAUUCUGUAUCUGUGCGUUUGUAUUACUUUAUCGUCUAUUUCUGGUCUUAGAUAUUGUCAACUCUUCAAUUGGUUUUCUCUUACAAGUGCCCAGAAGGAAAAACCAGUUCCACUUGACCAGUUAGACCAGUAGAAUUUUACUGGUCUAACUGGUCCAGUUAAAAUUGUACUGGUCCAGUUAAAAAUUAAACUGGUCUUGAAUUACUGGAAUUUUAUACUGGUCUUUUUCUGGUCUCACUGGUCUUCAUACUGGUAUCCAACUCAAGCUGUUCUUUACUGGUAUUUUCUACUGGUCUGACUGGUCCUCGUACUGGUCUUACUGGAUCAAUUUAUUACAUGAAUUUGGUUUGUUAUAUACCAUGGUCAGUGAAAUGUGAUGGGAAAGAUGGUUAGUAAAUUAAUCUUUCUGCUGUUAUUUUAAAUGUGAUAUAUGAAAUUACACAUUUCCAUUGUGAAUUAGUUCACACACUCAUUUAGAAAGUUUUUAAACAACAAUGAGUGCCAUUGCAAGUAUAUUCUAUUCUAAAUCCUGAUUUUUCUCUUAAAAAUAGGAAAUAUGCAAAUGAGGUAAGCCACGUGAUCAGCAUCAUCAGAAUUACUGGUAUUACUGGUCUUGACCAGUUCAACUUCAAACAAUGAAUUACUUUAGACCAGUUGACUAUAUCAGAGGAAUAUAUCUGGCUUUGAUCUUAAUCAUAAUCAAAGGAAAUAAUUAUUUUAAUGAUAAUGUGAUACUUGAUAAUUAUGAUAAUAAUAAUUAGUGUCAAUAACAAUGAUAACAGUAAUAAGAAUGAUAACAAUGAUCAUAAUAAUCAUAAUAAUAAUAAUUAUAAGAAGAAUGAUGAUAACAAUGAUAAAUGAUAACGAUAAUAACUUUCUCUGAAUUGCAAGAUUCAUUUUCCAUAAUUCGUCAAAUGAUCUGACUUGAAAUAAAGUCAUUAUUCAUUGGACCAGCAACACCAGUUUGAUGAAAAACAAUCGGAAUGCAAUUGUUUGAACUGGUCUCCAGUUGAUUUUUACUGGUCCAGUUAAAAAUCAACUGGUCCAGAAAACAUAUACUGGAAACCAGUAAAAAUCUACUGGAAACCAUUUAUUGGACCAGUAACACCAGUUUGAUGAAAAACAAUUUAACUGGUAUUACUAAUUGCUUCAACUGGAAUGCAAUUGUUGGAACUGGUCUCCAGUUGACAUUUACUGGUCCAGUUAAAAAUCAACUGGUCCAGUAAACAUAUACUGGAGUCUGGAAACCAGUAAAAAUCUACUGGAAACCAUUUAUUGGACCAGUAACACCAGUUUGAUGAAAAACAAUUUAACUGGUAUUACUAAUUGCUUCAACUGAAAUGCAAUUGUUGGAACUGGUCUCCAGUUGAUUUUUACUGGUCCAGUCAAAAAUCAACUGGCCCAGUAAAAAUAUACUGGAAACCAAUAAAAUUCUACUGGAAACCAGUAAACAUUCUUACUGGUUUUUCCUUCUGGGUGCUGAUGUGCAUAGGCCUAUUUGAUCGGUUAUUUGUCAUGGACACAAAUUUACCCCAACAGUCUACUGUUCUAUCUUAAUCUUUAAUUUAGUAAGUGCAAUAAAAGUGGGAUUGGAAAAGAAGGUAAUCAGCUUUUGUAAUUCAUGUAUUUUUUUCUUGAAUUAUGCUUUUGGUGAAUCAGUUAGGAUUCCUGUAAGAAAAGACAAAAAAUACAUUGAUUAUAUAGUUUCAUUUCUAGCUCAUCCAUAGAUACAUUUUUGAUCGUAUUACUAGUUUAUAUUUUGUAAAGAAUUUGCCAUAAGUAUGUGUAUUGCGGGAAGGGGGUUAUUAUAAGGAAUUAAAGUUCAUUUUUUAUGAGAUGAUUGCAAACAUUUUUCUUCAGAAA